AUGAUUACCAGCAUAGAUCCAGUCCAAGAUCUCAUUCAGAACUGUAGAAAGGAUCCAUUACCACCUGAUCUGCCUCAGCUACUAUCUGCAUUCUUGACGAAUUGCAAAUCAAAACAUGUGAAUUAUAUAGUCCCAUUAAAUGCGAUCCUGGAUACAUUCGAGUCUUUAAUGGUUGAUGCCACUUCAAUCGAUGUCAUCAACAACGUCUUGGAGCUCUGGUUGUUUUUUGCUAGAUAUCGUGAAACUGCUAAAAGGAUGCUGGAACGGUCUCAUCCUGUACUCUGGUCGCUGAAUCGCACGAAUCUACCACCGCGAUCAGCACAACUUGCCAUUGAAUUCAUUGAUAUCAUGUCUACUUGGAUGGCAAGGAUGGAUCCAGUAUUCGAUUUGGGUGAUCUAAUACCAGUCCUUCUGAAACACUUGUCUGCAAUAUCAACUGGUGAAAACCCAACGCAAUUAGCUAUACUCGCCAGUCUCUUCAAGUCAAAGAAGAUUGCUCAAAGUAUCAAGAGCAAGACAAACACAUCCUUCUUCAGGUCUUUAAUUAAGCAGCUCUCUGAGUCUAAUGGAUCCAUAGCGAUAAACUCGCUUCGACUACUCGUCUUCCUCGCAGACGAAUCCCUUCUAACCCAAUUCCUAACGAAAUCGAAUUUCAACGAGACAAUACAACUAGUCUUUAAUGUGCUAAUGACUACACGAGACAUAUCACUCGUGUUGGUGACUGCAUGCAUUGAUUUACUCGAGCAAUUGAUUCGAGUGGUUAAUCAUGACUUGUCUUUUGUAACGGGGAUCGACGAGAGGAUUAAGAGUUGGAUGGAUAUUGUUGCGCAAGAUGGUGAUGCGCUAGGACAGAUGAUUCGAUUUGCAGUGAUACUACUCAAAUCGAAUAUUUUGAGUGGAAUUGUGCGAGAGAGUGCAUUAGAACAUGGACUGGUCUUCACAUGUGCUGAAAUCAUACAUACAGCGUUACAAGAUGGAGAGACUGUUGAUCUUGUAUAUGCCAAUGGAUUGGUGUCAGCUAUGUAUCAUGUGGCAUCGGAUACACCACAAUCUACGGAAACUCUAAAUCUACUGAUACCAACAGCCACAUCGUCAUCACACGAUAUCGAGAAACACAUCAAGGCUCUCACAAACUUUGAAGUCCAACUCUCCCAAAUCCGUGCAUCCUCCCAAAACGAAAUAGAUGUAGCCCAAGCCCUAGCCUCACAAAAGAUAUCGGCUUACGAAGCUAAAUUGAAGAUAUUAGAGAGUCAGAUGAGUGGAUUGGAACAGACUGUGAAAUUAAAGACGAGACAAUUGAGAUUGAAUGAGGGUACAAUUAUUGGGUUGGAGGAUAGUCUGAGAGGGAGAGUUCAUAGUGAGGAAGGUCUGAGGAGGGAGUACGAAGCCAAGAUUAUGGCAUUACGAGAUGAUCUAAAAACAACAGAGGGCAAACACACUCAACGAGAAAAAGAAUUGGUUGCUGAAUGUGCAUCACUGAGGAGGCAACGUGAUGAUCAAGGUCUUGAGAUACAGAGUCUUUUGGACAAACUGUCGCCACUAAUGACAUCGUUCAAUUCGUUGAGGAUUGGGAAGCCGACUUCAUGA
Molecule: messenger RNA, 1587 nt
Organism: Synchytrium microbalum
Lineage: Eukaryota; Fungi; Chytridiomycota; Chytridiomycetes; Synchytriales; Synchytriaceae
Exons: 8
Coding region: 1-1587 (528 amino acids)
Source: RefSeq, a predicted model, not a curated record